Molecule: messenger RNA, 590 nt
Organism: Coccinella septempunctata (seven-spotted ladybird)
Lineage: Eukaryota; Metazoa; Arthropoda; Insecta; Coleoptera; Coccinellidae
Exons: 4
Coding region: 132-503 (123 amino acids)
Biological process (GO): intracellular transport
Cellular component (GO): extrinsic component of membrane; transport vesicle; BLOC-1 complex
Source: RefSeq, a predicted model, not a curated record
CGAUGAAAUAGUUCAAAAGUAGUAAACAAACACGGAUUCACGUCAAAACUUUUGGAUUUUAAUAAAAAAGUUUCUAAUUUUCUACAAAAUUCCUCGAAACAAGCAAAACAGCAUAUAUUUCCACUCAGACCAUGUCAGAAAUUCAAAUAAAUAGCAGUGCUAGUUUUCCAGAGAAUGCAGACAAUCAAAAAACUUACAAAGAGGCGGGAGUUUUGGCGAAGGGAGUCUUGGAUUUGUAUCUCCCUAGUUUAAUCAAAGCCAAAGACCAAAUGCAAGAGUUACAGGAUAAGCAAAAGGUGUUGACUGAUCACAUGCAUGACCAAAACAUGAAAAUAGCAAAAAUUCACGAUCUGGAACUCAAGAUGCAAAUGUUUGAUAAAAUAAAAAUUUAUGACAGAAAGUUAUCGGUAUUAAAAAAGGAUAUGAAACAAUUACAUGAAUGGAGUUUGAAACUGAAGGCUAGAGCACAAAAAAUUGAGGAAAUAUAUAAGAGACAAUCAUAGGGUCAUAAUAACGUGAUUAAUUGUUGAUGUAAAAUUUUAUAUUUAAUUUAUACAAGAGAUAAAAUAUAACUGUUUUGAUAAUGAUAA